UUUAUGUUUUAUAUUUCCCAUUUCCUUCACAGAAUGUUACAUUAAGAUGUCAUAGCUGUUUUUGGAGAUGUCAGGAUAUAAAGAAUAGUUUGUGUAGCAGAUGUUACCACUGGUAUUAUUGCACAGUAUUUUUGUUCUUUCUGGCUUUUUUAACCCUCCCCUCUAUAAACAAAGUUUAGGAUGUAUGCUGCCUUGUUUAUCUGCUUUGUCAUCUUGAAGUCAUAACAUCUUACAAAAAUGGAUCACUAGUGUCAUGAGUGUGAGCACACUCAACAUCGUUCAAACUGAGCCUUGCAGUGACAGAAUGAGAAUGUGCAGUAUCAGCACUAUUUGUCCCAAGAUUUCCUACUUAUAGGUCUCUGUUUCAAAUACUACCCUAAAUCAUGGCUCAGUUUGUAUUAGGAUUGUUGUUACCCUUAUUCGUAUUCAAAUCAAUUUCAAAUGCACUAGGACCUUAGUAUGGAGAGGGUGGGAGUGGUGAAGGAUUUCACAACACCCUCCCUCUUCAAGGGGUGAUAAGAAACAUGUGAAAAUGCAUGUAUUUAUGCCCUUGACUGUAUUAAUGGGAUAAUUGGCAAAAUUUGCUACUGAUGCACAAGUUUGGACGCAGCACUUGUCUUCAGGCAGCAGGAGUGGCACUGUGUCAUGGCGAAGGACUUUGACCUCAGACAGAAGCGAUAUGCUUGAAUCCAUGACAAGGAAAUGAUGGAUGUUAUUUGCCCUAUAUUGGGAUUAUGAUCAAAUUGACGAAUCAUUUAUAUGCUCUAGAUUGCACAUAUAUAAUGUGUUAAUUGAUUACUGACAAUGUGCAUGUCUUUCAUAGAGACACUUUUGGUAUAUUAAUUCAUUAAAUGGUGUGACUAUGAACUAAUGAGGCAGGAACACUGACAGAAUGGAUGUAAACACAUUAUUUUUAGCUUAAGAAAUUUUUCUCAAGUAUUUAAAGUACUAUUACAUUGAAGUAAAUCUGCCUUACUAAACACUACGAUCAUGAAGUGUUAAUCGGAAGUCAGCAGUGCUGAAAAUCCUUCCACAACAAAAAAGAAGAAAAAGGAGAUUAAUUUAAUAACACUUGGAAUAUUGCAUGAUUAAUUCAAUAACUCAGAGGCUUUUUCAUGAUCUUUUCCCAAUGAACUCCCUGGAGACCCUCUUGUUUUAAUGUGGGUUAAUUGUGUUCAUGAUACAAUCACCAUUAUCCAGCUUUUGAUCACAGUCAGGUUUGUCUGUGACCCCUGUGACCUUAAUGAGAAUAAACAACAGCAGCAGCUUUCCGUGAGCAGAUUUCCCAGAGUUCCUCAGCAUAUGGCUAGUCACUCAGAUUGAGCUAGUGGAUGUGCGUGUUUUUCUCUGCACAAAACUUCACUGCCAUAUUUAAUUGAACACUGGCAGAGGAAGCCAUGUAGUGUUCAUCAUUUUAGAGGUGUUGGGAAAUUCUGUUGAUUUACUAUCAUGCAAGGAUUACGGCACCAUAGUGCUGCAAGUCCAAGACCAAGAGUAAAAUAUGGUCUAACGGUGGGAACUGUUGGACAUCACCUGGAAAACAGGUCCCAGGAUUUAGACCCAUCAACUCCGCAGACCUACACCAGAAUUAUUCCAUCCGAUGAAUAUGAUUAUGAAUUACCAUACAAACAAGAUGACGGACAUCACAAAUCCAAGACAUCCGUAGACAAAGGAAAACGCGGGAUAAAUGGGGAUAGUCGAACUAGUGACUGGCAUCACGAAUACGACAGACUGAAAUCACAGUGUGAACGAGCCAUGAGUGAGGUACAGUCGCUUAAGAGGUCCCAAGAAGACACAAUUCGAAGGUGUGAACAGGCAAUGCGAGAGUCUGAGUCAAAUCGUCAGAGGUAUAAAGCAACAUUGGGAAAUCUCCAACAGUCCAAAGAAGAGAUUGAACAUCUUCAUUCAGAAAUCAAGAAGUUGGAAUCAGAGAAAAAGAUCUUGGAACAGGAGUUACUGAAUUACAGAAAUCUCCAAGAUGAGGACAAGCAGGAGAUGUCAGAUUUACGCAAACAGUUACGAACAGUUAUUUCUGAGAAAGGGUCCACUGAUGGAAUGGCAAGAUUGUAUGAUGAAACUUUGAAAAAAUAUGAAUUGUUAAAAGAGGACCAUGACUUGCAAAGGAAGGAAUACACAGAAAUGUUCACUAAACACAGUGACCUUAUGGCUAAAUUUGGUUUGUGUAAAGAUGAAAAUAUCAAACUUAUGAAACAGAAUGAAGCCUUAACAAGAGAAAGAGACACAUUGAUGGUGGACAGGAAUAUUCUCAAACAACAGUGUACAUCUGCAAUCCGAGAUCUUGCAAAAGUGACGCAACAGAGAGAUGAAAUGAUGAAGGACUCGAAUCAUCUACUUGCUGUGCAGAAACAGAAAUAUGAAACAGUGGUUAAAGAAAGAGAUGCUGCAAGGAAUGAAUAUAAUCUUGUGUGGGCAGAGAGGGACAGUGUUCACAAAGAAAUUAACCAACUUCAGGACAAGUUAAAUGAAGUGACACAGAAAAAUCAGGCUGUUGAAAUGGAGAAAAAGAAAACAGAUGAGGAAACUGAAAUGUUGAGGCGAGAGUUAUUGACAGCAAUACAGCAUAAAGAUGAAGCUGAGAAAGAACGUGAUGAUGCACAAAAACGGUAUGGUGAUGUUAAAUCUAAAAAUGACGAUCUCGAAAAUCAGAGAGAUGAUUUCAGAAAAGAUUAUGUAAUGGUGACACAAGAAAGAGACAUUGCACGCAAAGAGAGACACGAGGCAAUUAAAGAUCGUGAUCGGAUAUUACGGGAAACCUAUGAAAGGGAGAGAACCCAGAAGGAACAGGCAGAGGAGAUUGAUCAAGUGUCCAAAGAAACAGAGGCACUGAAAAAGAUAAUUGAGAAGUUGCAACAUGACCUGACAGAUGCCAAAACAGAAGCAGAGAAAUCAAAAAAGAACCGAGACUGGGCCCUUGGUGAGCGAGACAAGAUUGUACAGGAAAGAGAAGGGAUCCGCUCCUUGUGUGAGAGUCUGAGGCACCAAAGGGAUAGGGCUGUCAGUGACAAAGCCCAGGCACUUAGAGACUAUGACAACAUCAAAAAAGAAAAGAUGGAGGCCUGCAAGGAGCUCAAGGAAAUCAGAGAGAAAUAUGAAUCAAUUAUGGAGAAAGAGGCAAGAAAAAAUCAGCUGAAUGGAGUGGGACACAACCACAGCCGAGACUCUGCCAUUGAUGCUGAUUUGCAGGAACUGGAAACUGAGACAGUGCAGGUGGACAUUAGGGGCCUAACUCCUGAUAACCUUGGUUUUGACAUUGUGGGUGGGAAAGAUGACCCUGUGCUUCCAAAUGAUCAUGCAGUGUAUGUCAACCAUGUUGUUAAAGGAAGUGUUGCAGACGGCAAGCUCAAGAUCAGUGAUGUGGUGUUGAAGAUCAACAACAUGGAUGUCACAAAUGUUGAAAAACGAACUGUUCUCCAAUCUCUAAAGAAUUCAUCACAUGUAUCACUGCUGGUUAGGAGACGGCGUUGUGUUACACCUAGAAUAUGGCAGCCCAUUCAACUUAACUUGUCACUGGGAAAAGAUAUGGGUAUACACAUCGAGCAGGGCCUAUACAUUGCUCGUAUUGUCCCAGGGUCCACAGUAGCCAAGGAGGGCAUGUUGUCCACAGGAGACAGAAUCAUCUGUGUGAAUGGCACAUCAGUGGAGAAUUUCACUCCCACAGAACUUAUGAAGCUCCUACAGGGAUGUUCUGACCCUGUAUCUAUAGAAGUGUGGAGACAAAUGUCACCCUUCAACUCCGCAGGAUCUUCUCCCAUCCCUCUCAAUCAUAAGGAAAUAUGUCAGGAUUCCGGUACUCAACUAUCGCCAACUUUCUCGAAGAGUGAGGACAUGAAACAUCACAUGUGGGAUGGAAAUGAUGCACUAGAGAACUCAAAAAGUACCAGCAAGGUCAAGACUAGCACAUCUCAGACAGAUGACCUGAACAAUAGUCCAGGGUCAAAUGACUGGACUGUGAAAGGUUCAAAAAGUGAAAAGGAUCUGGACAACCAUAAACCUAAAAAUAGCCACAGGAUUGAAAAAGCUAUUGGGAAGUUUUUCAAGCCAAAAUCUAAACACCAUGAUCGACAUGACCAUGAUGACACCAAUAAGAGACAUAAAUCUUCCCGACCAACUUCAACAAUAAAUGGCAAUGUCGUGCUUGAAUUCAGUUUGGGAGACCCAAAAGCAAAUCAUGGAACAGUGCAGAGAAAAAAUGUUCAAAAACGUGAGUUUGACAAUGAAAACAGUGGAACAUGGCCUAAGUGUUACAAAAUGCAGCCCAUGAAACAAGGAACUGUCAUGAUGCCUUCUCCACAGAAAUACCCAGACAGACCAUCUAUUACAAACUUCAAUUUCUUCCCAAAAGGAUCUGAAAAGAUCCCCCCAACCCCUCCAGAGAGAACGGAAGCCUCACAUAAAGCGGUUAAACAGAGCCCCUGUCACAGUCCACAAGGCAGUGACUCUACAAUAAAACUCUCCAACUCCCCAAUACACUCUCCCCCAAUGAAUACCAAAUCAUCACCAUAUGUACUACACAGUAACAGUAAUUCUAGUGUACAUCCUAAUCCAGCCCCUUUUGUGUUUAACCCUGACAAUGCCAUGCCACAUAAUCAUGUUAGGCACUUACCACCAAAAACAAAGAAGCGACCCCCCUCUAGUCACCACAACCAUUAUGAUGUGCCCAAUGUCCCUCCAAGAGAGGCAUGGGAACUUAGCAGGGGGCCAAGGAAUCGGCCCCGAUCUGUGGAAAAGGACAGGGCACAUCGACACAGUGUUAACUUGUCUCCAUUCAAUUCUAGUCAGCUUCAUUCCUCAAAUGACUCCUCUGUGAGUGGGAUAGGGCUGCCAAUGGGUGAAUACCAGUCUGGACAGUCUGUGGUACGAAGUGAUUUCUCAGCAUUUAAUUCACCACCCCCAUUUCAUGAAAGGCAUCCUGUUCAUAGUAACAGAAUGCAACAUAACAGCGGCAGUUCCUUGGUUGUGAGACCCCAAGCUCAUUAUUCAGUCCAUGGCAGCCAAACAAGUGCCCCAGUUGUUGUCAGUCCAUCUAUUUCCCCAGCCUAUAACUCACCCCCCGGAUCAUUCCCAGACAUUGAACCUCGCCGAUCUCCCUUUGACUACUGUAAUUCACCUUGUCCCUCAGUCAUGAGCUCUACCAGUGAUCCUUAUAGCUACAUUCCAAGUAGAGCUUCCUCCGAAAGGACUGUGUCAGACAUUGAUGGAUCUGUCAAGCCCCCCUAUCCAAAAAAUAAUUCAAAACGGAUCUACAUACCUAAUUUCAACCCCAGCAGGAACUCAGGCUCUGUGGAAGUUGUUGCAGCAAGAACUAGUCCUACAUCACCGAGCCAUUCCGAAGAACCAGAUACUAGUACAGAGUCUCUUCAUCACAGAAGGAGAAAGCCUUUGAUGGGAGAGACAAGGAAGAUCAACAUAGAGAGGAAUUCUCAGUUUGUGGGAUUUUCCAUAGGGAGUGGUCCCCAUGGAGGGGUUUUUGUCUCCUCUGUACAAGAAGACAGUCUGGCCAUGAAGGGUGGAUUGGUCAUUGGAGAUCAACUCUUGGAGAUUUGUGGAAUAAACAUGAGAACAGCCACACAAGAUAUGGCAGCUAAAUUCCUACGACAAACAGGAAAUGCACUCAGUUUACUGGUCCAGUUCAACCCAGAUGAGUACAACAGAGCAGCUGACUCUUCAGGGGAGAGCACUGGAACAUCUCCAAUGAAUUCUCCCGAGUCUGACACAUUUAGAAGAAGCAAAAAGAUCGGCUCAAAGUCCAGCACUCACAUUAGGAUUCCUAGUUCUGACUUGCCAUCUGAACCACCCAGAUGGUUAACAAAAAGGAAAUCUUUGCCCAAUGAGAGCUUAGAUAUAUCCAUUGUUGGUCAAGCAAACUUUGGAAUAUUUGUCAAAGAGGUUCAGCCUAACAGCUGUGUUUUUGGACAUGAGGGCUUGAGGUGUGGAGAUCAAAUCCUGGAGUACAACAAUGUUGAUUUUUUAACAAUUACCCCAGAAAAGGCCUCAACAGAACUAAACAAACCUUGUGCAUUCAUCAGAAUGCAAGCACAAUAUAACCCAGCAAAAUACAGACAAUUGUGUAACCAGUUUAACAGCGAGUCAUUUUAUGUGAGGGCACACUUUGACCACAAGCCAACGGGUGAUGGUGAACUGAGCUUUAAGAAGGAUGACAUCAUGUUGAUUGAGAAUACACUCUAUGAUGGAAAGCCAGACAACUGGUUUGCCUGGCUAGUUAAUGAUGAUGGUCAUAAACUAAACUACAAAGGAAUCAUUCCAAGUCAAGACAAGCUAGAGAUGGAGUUGAGGAGAAGUUAUUCUGAGAGUUUAAGUCUCCACGACAUGGAGGAGACCCGGGGAUCCACUCGACGUAUGUCUGGAUCUGCCAGAAGUAGUUUCUUCAGGAAGAAGGCUAAACACAAGAGGAAUAACUCCAAAGACAGUCGGGAGUUCAACUCCUUCUCUGAAACCUCACUCACCAGUGACUCGGUACCACUUCUCGAAGACCUGGCAUUCAGCAAAUACACAAAGGUGGAGAGGAUGGAAUAUAAGGAUACAAGGCCUGUGAUACUGUUGGCACCACUGGCAGACUCCCUUAUCAAAAAACUAGUGGCUGAAUCUCCAGACAAGUACAGCACAGGGCAGCCUACUGUGAUGCAGACGACUAAGCAGGUGAUGGAGCAGGGCCUAGCAGAUGGUAUUUACAUUGACUACUGGUUAGAGGAGGACAAAUUCCAGUGUAUCCGAACAGCAAUCAUUAAGGAAAUUUGUGAUCAGGGGAAGCAUUGCCUGCUGAACAUCAGUCCAUCUGCCAUAGAGCGACUUCACAGAUUACAGAUCUACCCAAUUGUUGUGUUUGCCAGACACAGGUCUCACAAACAGUUAAGGGAAAUCACUGACCCCCAGUUCCAUUCCCAGAAACUCAGUGCUAAGUCUGCCAAGGAUCUGUAUGAUAAAUUCCAGAGGCUAGAAAAGGACUACCAGCACCAGUUCUCAGCUAUAAUCCAAGGUGGCAAUUUGGCAGAAAUGCAUCAGCAAGUGAAGACUGUGAUAGCAAAUGAACAGAAAAAGGCUAUCUGGGUUCCAGUGUGUCCCAGGGUGUAAAUAGGAACACCACAUAUUAUCUGGGACACAUGCUGGGUUCCAGGGUGUAAAUAGGAACACCAGGUCUUAUCUGGGACACAUGUUGUCUGAGAGUAUGGUCAGACAAUUUGAGGUUGCUGUGGAAGUUGUGAAAUCCCAGAUUCACUUAAACGUGUUGAACUUAUACAGAUGGAGUCUGUAACAUUCUAGUCUGGAUUUUUACCAAAAUAUGCUUACAAACUAUUUUGUUCGACUGUCUCAUGGGAUACAGAACGAAGAACUUGGUCAGCAGUCUGCAAGUCUUUGUUACAAUUUGUCAUUCCUGUUCCUGUUUAUAAGGAUCAUAACAGAAAUUGUCCAUUCAUUUACGUCAUGUUUACUACUGUGAUAAAAGGUGUCGACUGACACAGUUUUGGUGUUGUGACCUAGUAUCUAUAUUUAGUGGUGAAUGAGCAAAAUCAUUAGCGCAUCAUUGUUACAUUUUGCUGUGUAUCUUACAAGAUUUUUUUUAACAUAGCUUGGGAAGAUUUACUUCUUAUUUUGCUUUUUUCUUUUAUGAUUAUGUUGGCAUUGACACAAACCCACCUCGGGUUAAUGGCAACCUGCUGUAAAAAGAGUUAUUAGUCAUUAAUCAUUCCAGUCCUUGAUUGCAAGAAACAGGACAGAAAUGGACACACAUGUAAACUGUAACAUCUAGCAAUUGUUAUUCAUAUGUUCAUUUCUUUUAUGUGAAAAUUGGGUAGGGAGACAGAUUGCUAAAAGUAGGGUUUACCAUUACUAUACAACUUUCAUUCAUUUACAUUUUAUCAUGAAUUUAUACACAGUAAAACUGUUCGUAUUGUGAUCUCAGACAGCAGGCGGCUAGUGGGUCAUUUACUGAAUUGGCUUCGUUAUUUUACUUUAAAUGUUUAAUGUUGUGUGCAGUUUAUUUUGAGGCAUUGAUUACUUUAGUUGUGAAGAUCUUUAUUUUGAACAUGCAAAAUUAUCAGCAAGCAUUGUAAUUUGUAUGAGAGUGUAUGUGAUGUCGCUAAGUUUUCUUCAUAUUUCAGUCUAGAGCUAUGUGAAACUUUUAAAUGAGCAUUUUAUAUUGUAUUUAAUUUAUCAAAGUUGUGAUCUAUUUCUGAUCAGAUUUUGUUUUGUAGCCCCCUUUUCUUUUUUUUUUCUUUUUUUUUUUUUUUUACAAUAAUUUAGACAUCUUUUUAUUCAAGUUUCAGAGUUGCAUAUUUGUUUCUGGAAUCUAUUUUUAGUAGUAUGCAUUUUUUUUUAAACACUGAAAUCAACCAUCAUAGAAUAGCAAUGGGUAUAGAUUGAUAUCUGGGUACAGAAAUGGUGAUUAAUUUUAUGUACAUUUCAAAUUUCUGUUAUAGUUAAUCAGGGACAUUGCACUAGAGAAAUGAGAAAUAAAAAAUGGGAAAUACA
This is a messenger RNA of Ostrea edulis (European flat oyster), 8508 nucleotides long. Its product is annotated as disks large homolog 5-like. Gene Ontology annotation, molecular function: protein binding. Bases 1450 to 7110 code for a protein of 1886 amino acids. The transcript is spliced from 24 exons. Gene Ontology annotation, biological process: regulation of apoptotic process. The record is from RefSeq and is a predicted model, not a curated record. NCBI's taxonomy places the organism in Eukaryota, Metazoa, Mollusca, Bivalvia, Ostreida, Ostreidae.